GGAUACGGUUUGUGCUGUUAAGGCUGCUGGAGUACAGAGUGAAGUCGGUUGCUGGUCAAGAUGAUGAGGGAAGUGUAUUCCACAUUGUUCUUAGUGUUAUGUAUUUAUCAUGUGGAAGGUGAAAGUGCAGUUCUUGGACAACACUUUUUGCACAUAAUAAAGCGUCAAGAAUUUUUCAGUCAGGGAAAUACAGCUGCAAUAGAGUUUCAAGCCAAAAGCAAGUCUUAUCCAGACCUCCCAUCUUGGCUCACUCUAAAACAGCGCACGGAGUUACAAGAUGCUUACUUGUUUGGUACACCAAGGGCAGGGGCAGUCAGCACUGACAUACAGAUCAUUGCUUUAAACAAAGGGACAUAUCAGACAGAGCAAGAUGCUUUUUCUAUAACUGUAGAUACCACAAAAGACCUACCCAAGAAUAUAGUGGAGUUAAGAGUGAAGAACUACAACAUUGAGGAGUUCCUGGCUGGCCAGGCUUUGAGCAAUCUUACCCGGAUCAUGGCAAAGCUGUGGCCUGAGGCUGGAACCCUGCAAGUGGUGAAGGUGUCUUCUCUUGUUGAUGAGCUGGGAAGAGUACCAGUGCCAGAUGGACCCAUGCAACCACUGCCUAAAGAGGGGGUUUUGGUUCAGAUUGGAGGAGCUGGUGAUUUCUCUGCACUCCUGGCCAGUGUUAGUCAGCAAGUGAACAACACAAACUGCAUGAACCAGGAACAGUUCAUUGGAAUCCGAGAAGACUUUGAGCCCGAGUUUAACCUUGACUGGUGUGCCUUUAAGAUGUUUCCAUUAGUAAGUUACAGUUGUCUGAAACUCUAUAACAUUUGCUUCAAGAAAAAUUAACAACUUUAUGUUUGACUGCUGUUUUUGAACAUGCAAGUUGAUUGGAAAAAUUGUUGAAACAAAUGUUAAAGUGAUUUUUCCUAAUUUUACUUGAAGUUUUGCACUU
Lingula anatina is the source of this 940-nucleotide messenger RNA. RefSeq names its product epsilon-sarcoglycan-like. Lineage: Eukaryota; Metazoa; Brachiopoda; Lingulata; Lingulida; Lingulidae. Gene Ontology annotation, cellular component: membrane; sarcoglycan complex. Gene Ontology annotation, molecular function: calcium ion binding. The record is from RefSeq and is a predicted model, not a curated record.